Messenger RNA from Aegilops tauschii subsp. strangulata, 2472 nucleotides. RefSeq lists its product as uncharacterized. The record is from RefSeq and is a predicted model, not a curated record. NCBI's taxonomy places the organism in Eukaryota, Viridiplantae, Streptophyta, Magnoliopsida, Poales, Poaceae.
GCAAAAACUAGCCGCAGAUCUUAAUUGUAUUUUAAACAAUUGUGUAUGAUCCAAGUUAAAUUCCACAUUGGUACCAUGUGCUCGUCCUCGUUGAGCCACCACUAAACAAAAUAAAGCAAGUUGCACCCAAAAUGCACAACUGGAGUCGUCCUUUCUCUAGAUUGAAGUAAACAUACAAGGGCACGGGGGACGACACACACUUGUAUAUAGUAUUCCCUAAUCAACGUUUUUAAUAGUGGGUUAUGCCAUUUAGUGGCAGAUCGGCCAGAAGCUAUGAGGAACAAAUAAACAAUCUAAGCCCUAUUUAGCAUUUUUACUUAAAUCAUAUAGAAAAUUUUGAAAAGCGUACAGUAUUAGGCAUCAAUAUCACAUACUAUAUAGGUAUAUAGCAUCAAUGGACCUGGCGUCCAGCCAUAACAAAACAAAGCUUGACAUCCAGCCAUAAUAAUGCAAAGCUGACAUAGCUUUAGCGUGACGCUAAAAUGAGAUCCAAAUUUAGCGCCAAAUCACCUAUUGGCAAAAAUAAAUAAAUCAUUUAGCGCAAAACAAACGUAACUUUAGCGUGACGCCCCUUCAAAUGCUAUAGUUCGCCAUUUAAAAUUUUGACCCUAAUGCAUGGCAAGUAAACGCACUAGGUUUGAGAGUUGACAUCAGCAAUAUCGGGAGAAUUAGUUGGUGAAAGCAGCAAGUGUACUUAAUUUUAACCUGUCUGCACUCAUCAUGCAGUCAUGCCGAUGGCGUCUCCCCCCUCCCCAUGUUACAAAGACCGCGAUCUUUUUUCCUCUAAGUGGCAGCCAAUGCGCAUGGUGCAAGGGCGCACCAAGGCACCAACGCCAUGGCUGCUACUCCUACGGCAACCCACGCCACUUCGCUCUUCUUCCCUCCCGCUCCGACCAUGGCGCCGGCCCCUCGGAAGCCAUUGCCAUUGCUCCUCCUUUCCUUCUCCUUCCCCGUCCUCCUCCUACUCUUCUCCAUCGUCUUCCUCCUCUCGCACACCACCUUCAGCCUCCUCCUCUGCCCUCUCCUCCCGCAGUCACCUUCGAGGUCAGCAAAUGCCACGAUGACCACUGAUGCUGCUGCCGCCGCCGCUAGCCUUGACGUCUCCAUGGACAGGACCCUGCUCGCGUUCCACGUCACGGCGUCGCCACCGCCGCCGGCGCCUCUUGCUCCUACUCCACCGGUUAAGAGUAAGAAGAACAGCAAGAAAGCCUCCACGAAGCGAAACAAGGGCCUCUUCAAGCGCCUGAUCAGGCAAGCUCCCCGGACGCGGCAGUUCGCGGCGCGCGCGGCCGAGCUCUUCGCGCCGCCGUCGCCGCAGCGGCCGUGCGCGCACCGCUUCUUCAUGACGUGGCUGUCCCCGCUCGAGCAGUUCGGAAGCCGCGAGGCCCUCGUCCUGGAGACCCUCUUCCGGUGGCACCGCGACGCCUGCCUCCUCAUCGCCUCCGACACCAUGGACUCCCCGGGCGGCAGCGACAGGCUCCGGCCGUUCGUCGACCGCGGCUUCCGCGUCCGCGCCGCGUCGCCGGACCUGGCGCACCUGCUGCGCGGCACGCCGGCGGAGCCGUGGCUCGGCGCGGUGCGGCGCGGGGAGGUCAGCCCGGGGAGCGUGCCGCUCGGGCAGAACCUCUCCAACCUCCUCCGCCUCGCGCUGCUCUACAAGUACGGCGGCGUGUACCUCGACGCCGACGUCGUCGUCCUCAGGCCCCUGUCGGGCCUCCGCAACGCCAUCGGGGCGCAGGCCGUGGACGCGGCCACCGGCGACUGGAUGCGGCUGAACAACGCCGUGAUGGCGUUCGACCGGGGCCACCCGCUGCUGCGCGAGUUCAUCGCCGAGUUCGCCGCCACGUUCGACGGCAGCAAGUGGGGGCACAACGGGCCCUACCUGGUGUCGAGGGUGACGCGCCGGAUGCCGGAGCUGGACGUCACGGUGCUGCCGCCGCGGGCGUUCUACCCCGUGGACUGGAACAAGAUCGGCGGGCUGUUCAUGGCGCCCAAGGACAGGAAGGAGGAGAAGUGGGUGCAGGCCAAGGUGGACAACAUCAGAGGUGGGAGCUUCGGCAUCCAUCUGUGGAACAGGGAGAGCAGAGGGAUCGAAAUGGAGGAGGGGAGCGUGAUCCGAAGGUUGAUUUCGGCCGGCUGCUUGUUCUGCAAUUCUUCCGUCGUUGCAUGACAGGAGAGUCUUAGAACUGCAUGCGGAAGAAGGUGGGAGAUCGGCUUCGGUUGGGGUGUGUCGUGUUUGGGUUGGCAAAGUGUACAUCUUACUUACAGGCAAGAAAUAACAUAUACUAAUAUAAGAGCGUUUAUAGAUUACUAAAAUAGUAACCUAAACGCUCUUAUAUUAGUUUAUGGAGGAAGUACGUAUAGAGCAGUGAUUUUGCUGCACCUGAGAAUAGGGAGAAUAUUCAAUGAAAACAUGACUGGGAGGGUUACUCUGGCAAAGUAGGUCCUCACCGCCACUGCUAACAUACUACU